CUCUCUCUCAAAUAAAUAAAAUCUUAAAAAUAUAUAAAUCUUAAAUAAAAAUUCAAAAUCCUUCCUUCCUAGAUGAAUGGUCUAACGUUUGCCUAGCUCCAACCUUGCCAGUUUACUCAUCUUAACCAAAAUUCUCCCUUUUCAGUUUUUGAAGGAAUAUACUAGGCUCUUUUCUGUCUCAAGGCCUUUACAUUUGCUACAUGUAAAAGUGGGUCCCUUUUAGUAUUCUCUCUUGACAGCCUGUUUGCAUACUAAUUGCUUGUUUAUCGUUUCUCCCAACUAGACUUUAAAUGCAUGGGAAUCUAGACCCUAUCUUCUUUGUUGUCAUUGAAAAGUCAGAUGCCCUAUAGUAUCUGACAUAUAGUAGAUGGUCAUUAUUUAUUGAAUAAGUGAAUGACAUGAUUAGUUUUAGCUGAUUUAUUCAUUCAGCAAGCAUUGGGCAUCCCCUUUGUUUAUAAUGUCAUGUGUUGUUUACAGAAGCACUCAUGCCUACGUUAUACCAUUGGUUCGUUGGUUCAUUGUCUGCUUGCUUUAUGCCAAGACACUGUGCUGGGGACUGAGGUACACAAAGAUGAGGAGAGUCCCUUUCUGUGUGGUACUCGAAGCAGCCCAGUGAAGAAGACAGGCGUGCUACCACCUCUCAUGAAGGAAACAUGAGGCACAAUAGGAACCUCUAAGUCUGAAAGGAAGCCAGAAAGAACUUACUUCCCAGAGGCAGUAACAGGAACAGAAAUCUGAAGGGAGUGGAGGACCUGGGGAGGGUGUCCCAGGCAGAAGGAAUAGAUUGUGCAAAAGCUUGGAAGCAUUGAAAGACAAGUCCUGUUUUGCUGGGUGGUGGUGGAGCAUAGGUUGCACGGGGACAAUGGCUAGAGGGGUAGGUUGUGGCUGAAAGACUUAAAUGUUACCUUUGAAACAACUGUAAGAAGCCAGGAAAUACGUUAUUCCCAUUUUUCAGGUGAAAAACUGAGGUUUAGGUUCCUUGUAAGUGGCAGGGCUGGUAUUAAACCCAGUUCUGAUUCCCUCUUCUGUCUACUGCAAGACUGAUGCUUAUUAGCCAUAUUAGCGGGAAUGACAAGUUCUAGGGACGGUGGAACAUUAGAGUGCUGACAGGUGAAGUGGGCAGAGUAGGACUCACGCUUGCUUUCUGGCAACUUUGUGUUGCCAUCGCUCCUCUCCCUGCCCUGCACUCCAGAUCCAACAGUUCCUCCGGUUAGCGCAACGAGGGACAGAGGAAAAGGAGAGAGAGAGGGCUCUGGUCAGCCUUCGUCGAGGCUUGCAGCACCCUGAGACGCAGCAGACCUUCAUCUGGAGCUCUGUCUGUAUACACUGGGUAACCUGAUUGUGGAGAGUGAGGCUGUGAGAAGGCAGCUCCUGCCACAGGGCAUUGUUCCAGCUUUGGCUGCCUGCAUCCAGUCCCCCCAUCUGACUGUGCUGGAAGCCCUCGGAUAUGCCUUGUCCCAGCUCCUGCAGGCUAAGGAAGCUCCAGAGAUGAUCAUCCCCUCUGUCUUGGGCUCCACUCUCCCCCAGCAUAUCCUGCGACUGUUGCAACCUGGCCCAAAGCUGAACCUUGGGGUCGCUGUGGAGUUUGCUUGGUGCCUGCACUACAUCAUCUGCAGCCAGGUCAACAAUGCCCUGCUUAUCUACCAUGGGGGUCUGUCCACUCUGGGGCUGCUGCUGCUGGAUGUGGCUGGGGCUGUCCAGAGAACUGAGGAUGCAGGACUGGAGUUGCUGGCAUGCCCUGUGCUUCGGUGUCUAAGCAACUUGCUAACAGAAGCAGCGGUGGAGGUUGGGGGAGGGCCAAAUCAGCUCGAAGAUGAGCGUGUUGUGGCGGCCUUAUUUAUCCUUCUGCAGUUCUUCCUCCAGAAACAGCCCAGCCUACUUCCUGAGGGCCUCUGGCUCCUUAACAACCUCACUGCGAAUAGUUCUAGUUUCUGUACUUCCUUGCUCUCCAUGGAUCUGAUCGAGCCCCUCUUGCAGUUGCUGCCAGUUUCUAAUGUGGUGAGCGUAUUGGUGCUCACGGUUCUGUGCAAUGUGGCUGAGAAGGGUCCUGCUUACUGCCAACAUCUGUGGCCAGGGCCUUUGCUCCCCUGCUUGAUGGGCACGCUAGCGUCCUCUGAUACUGAAGUAGUAGGCCAGAGUUUAGAGCUGCUGCAACUGCUGUUCCUCUAUCGGCCAGAGGCUGUGGAGGCGUUUCUGCAGCAAUCAGGGCUGCAGGUCCUCGAACAGCAUCAGGAGGAGGCACAGCUCCAGGAUCGUGUGCGUGCUCUCCAGAAGACAGCUCUUCACAGGUGAUCUGGCUUCUUGAUGCCACUCAUUCAGCUCAUCACCUCCCCCCACCCCCUCAACUUCCUUGCCCCUGGAUCCCCUUUUGAGGAUUUAGAACCAUGACAUCUCAUGUUCUCUGCUCCUAUGUUGGGGACAGAAUAAAGUUUUAUUUUUAUAUUA
Messenger RNA from Callorhinus ursinus (northern fur seal), 2445 nucleotides. RefSeq names its product transmembrane and coiled-coil domains 6 (gene TMCO6). Gene Ontology annotation, molecular function: protein binding. NCBI's taxonomy places the organism in Eukaryota, Metazoa, Chordata, Mammalia, Carnivora, Otariidae. The record is from RefSeq and is a predicted model, not a curated record.